UUAGUGACGUCUAUGGAGGGUGUAAAUGAGACGACAUUAGGGCCUUACAAAAGGAGAGCGGCUUCAGAGAGAGGUGAGAGUAGAAGUGGACCCCACAGCCUUGGGCAGAACAUGUGUUUCAACACAAAGCACCUUACUACAGCACCAGGGAUGGACACAGCAUGCUCAAGCACCAAGAAGCUCAAGGUUCUCAUCUUGUUGCUACUCGUCUCUCAUCUGGCCUGUGACGCUCAGGAGGUUGCCAACUGUUGCAGACAGAAAUCCCACUCCUGCCGUCUUUACGUCCUGCUCUGUCGCCCAGGUAAUGGGACGGGGACAAGGGGACCCCUCACUGAUGACGCAGCUGCUGGAAUCCUCACACUCGGUACGAAAGAAACUGAUGAACGUCGCUUCCAGAGCCGGUUGAAUCAGCUACUCCACGGGUCACGGAACCAAGCGGAGGGAAUCUUGACGAUGGGGAAGAGGACCGAAGACACAGCAGAACCGCUCAUGCGCUUGUUUCCCAUUUUAGAGACGGCCCCCACUACCACGGCCCAGUUGGUUCUACAACUACCGUUCAAGUGACUCAUCUGGAAAACAUCAAUGUUGAUGCAUCAUUUUUGAGGGACUGCGUCAAACAUGUAUAUAUGAAAACAUGGGUUUUGGGUCAAAUGUUCCUUUAAGAUUGAAUUUGUUUGUGGAGUAGGUGUGUUAGUAAUGUUGUAAAUAUUGUAUAUGAUCUCAUUGGUGUAAUAAAUGUGAUAACGUUCACGUAGCACAGUUGAACUUGCUUCCCUGGUGUCUCUGUAUUUUAGGUGAUGGGAAAGUAAAUAUGAAGAAAGUGACUGUCAUGAGGGUUGAGUCAUCUAGUUGUGUCUAUGUUAUGGCAUCACAGUCAGACAACCCCAAUAGCCCCAACCAGCACAAAUCAUCAACGCCUCAAUCAGCCACAAGCACAUGUCUGGAUGGG
Molecule: messenger RNA, 949 nt
Organism: Oncorhynchus nerka (sockeye salmon)
Lineage: Eukaryota; Metazoa; Chordata; Actinopteri; Salmoniformes; Salmonidae
Gene: hcrt
Product: hypocretin (orexin) neuropeptide precursor
Biological process (GO): sleep; positive regulation of transmission of nerve impulse; temperature homeostasis
Cellular component (GO): perinuclear region of cytoplasm
Molecular function (GO): type 2 orexin receptor binding; neuropeptide hormone activity; type 1 orexin receptor binding
Source: RefSeq, a predicted model, not a curated record